AUGGCCAUCGACCAGUUGAACAGCAGGUUGCUCGACCUUUGCCCGGAGCUACGCAACGCCAUCUAUACUCACACCCUCGUAUCCCACGAAAACAUCGUUGUGUCACACGACCUGGAAACCAAAAUGCCCAGUCUUUUUGCGACCUGCAGGCAGAUCCGUGAGGAAACCUACGCCAUGUUCUACAGCCUGAACUCCUUCACCGUGAGAGUCUCAGACAAGCAGAAAUCAACAGCGAUGGACUGGCUCAAAGACAAGUCUCGCAACACAGCAUCUCUGAUAAAGAAUAUGACGCUCGAGUACGAUCCAAGUGCGACGUGCAAGGACAGGGGGCAUCCGAUCUGGCAUGUAUCUCCGAGGGCCAGAUGCUUGCCGAAGGUCUGCAAUCUUUCCAGAGCAUCAGGAUCUCGCGCUCUAGGCGACUGA
This is a messenger RNA of Recurvomyces mirabilis, 423 nucleotides long. RefSeq lists its product as uncharacterized. Lineage: Eukaryota; Fungi; Ascomycota; Dothideomycetes; Mycosphaerellales; Teratosphaeriaceae. The record is from RefSeq and is a predicted model, not a curated record. The transcript has a single exon. The coding region runs from base 1 to 423 and encodes 140 amino acids.